AUGGCUGACGAAAAAUUGUCUGAUGUGGCUUCUAUUUAUGUAUCAGCUUUUAGUGAAGCAGUUCAGCCUGAUAAAUGGAUGAUCAGAAUAUCAUUUUCAGAAAACAGUUACCUUGUGCUUGAACGGAUAGGAAAAGGAGCCUAUGGCACGGUUUACAGGGCCUUUGACUGUGUCAUCAGUAAAACAGUGGCUAUGAAAGCUGUUCCGUUCAGGAAUAACAUUGUAGGCAUCCCGAGCUCGGUAAUACGAGAAACCUCCCUUCUGAAGGACAUGGAACAUGAGAAUAUUGUCAGGCUGCUGGAUGUACAACAUCAUCAAAACAAAAUAUGUGUAGUUCUCGAGUAUUUGGAAUUCAAUCUAGCGGAGUUCAUGCGAAAAUUCCCAUCAACCGCUAAGGACCCACAAAUUAUAAAAUACAUUUUGCUUCAGAUUCUUCAUGGUGUUGCAUAUUGUCAUUCACAAAAAAUUAUCCAUCGGGAUUUGAAGCCACAGAAUUUGCUGAUAGAUCGGAAUAAAAUACUGAAAAUUGCCGACUUUGGACUGUCCAGGGCAGUUGAUGUCCCUCUCAAGAUAUAUACAAAAAAGGUAAUGCUGUUCCUCUCAGGCCAGUUUUCAGUAUUUGCUGUCCUUGGAAUACCUGAUUAUUUUAAUCUAAGAAUGUUCAACUGCACCUUUGGAAGAUACAAUUUCUUCAUCUUGAACAAAGAAAUAUCUUCUUGA
Camellia sinensis is the source of this 720-nucleotide messenger RNA. The record is from RefSeq and is a predicted model, not a curated record. NCBI's taxonomy places the organism in Eukaryota, Viridiplantae, Streptophyta, Magnoliopsida, Ericales, Theaceae.